Molecule: messenger RNA, 1133 nt
Organism: Owenia fusiformis
Lineage: Eukaryota; Metazoa; Annelida; Polychaeta; Sabellida; Oweniidae
Source: the annotation of a GenBank genome assembly
AUCUGCAGAAUGUUGACCUGUCAUUCAAUGAUAUUACGAGUGUUGACUCUGAUGCAUUUGUUGACACAGUUCGACUUGAAGUUCUGAACUUGAGUGGCAACAAGAUUAAACUGUUAAAUAUUACACUUGCUGAACUUAAAUCGCUUGGACACCUUAAUUUGUCACACAAUUACCUAAAAACUAUAGAUGAACACACGAGGAAGGAAAUUGAUGAACUUGUAGAAACUUCAACCAAAAAUCUAACAAUAGACCUCAGACAGAAUCCUCUUAUCUGUAACUGUGAUUCAUUCAUGUUCAUUCACUGGAUGCAGGCACAAAGUGGGAUCAUGUACGGCUGGUCACAAGUUACAUGCAUUUACAUUAAUGGCUCGGAGAUAGCAAUUAAGGACCUUAUAUUACCAGACAUGAAAUGGGACUGUUGGAGAGCAGUGAUAAUUCCAUCAAUGGUAUCCUUUGGACUUACUGUACUUGCCAUUGUGAUUGGGAUAUUUGUCUACAGACGUAGGUACAAAAUACAGUAUCUUCUUCUUCAUGUGAAGGCUUUACUUCGACGUCAUCAACAUGGCGAUUUUGAAUUUGAUUUUGAUGGGUUUAUGAGUUAUAGCUCCUUAGACAAAAACUGGGCACUGACCAACAUAUAUGCACAUCUGGCCAACAAAUACAAGUAUAACAUUUGCAUGGAUGACCGCAAUUUCAUGCCUGGUGCUUACAUAGCUGAUGUUAUCGUUGAAAGUAUCAGCAAAAGCAACAAAAUAAUUCUGAUCAUCAGCCAAAAUUUCCUCCGUAGUGGCUGGUGUACAUUCGAAAUGAACCUUGCAAGAGGAGAGCUAGCCACCAGGGGUAGGGACUGUUUGAUAUUGAUACUAAAGGAACCUGUGGAUGUUCUACCCCCAGAGCUGAUCACACCCACCCUCCGCUCCUUGAUUGAGACACGUGUAUACCUGGAAUGGAGUGAGGAUGAGGAUAGGAAGCAGCUGUUCUGGAGAAAGAUGCAAGAUUCUUUAGGUGAUCCUAGAUAUCAGGGAGAAGAGGAUACACAAUAUUUGUAUCAAAGUAAUGAUGGUGACAAUGAAGUUUUAGAGCAACUUAUUGAAUAAAAUAAUAUAACCUUUAUAACAUAAUGCUAGAACUGC